AUGCAAGUACUCACGGAAGAAGCGUUAUCCAAGCCAGCAAGAAUUGCGACAGACUAUCUCGAUGGUUUGAUGAUCAAUUGCGAGCACAGGGAACGAGGAUGUGUUGAAUUGGUCGAGCUUGGCCUUCUUGAAACUCACAUUUCCGUGUGCGAGUAUAAACCUGUAACGUGUCCUAACGAAAGAUGCGAGGCUGUUGUAAACAUGGCAGAUUUAGAGGAACACACGAGCGAGGUUUGUGAAUACAGACAAGUAUUUUGUGAAGAAUGUGGCGAGAACAUGUCUUUCAAGAAAUAUGGAAAACAUGGCUGUUUUAUAAGCAAAGAUGUUCAGGUAUAAACACAAUUUUGAUGUAAA
Molecule: messenger RNA, 354 nt
Organism: Paramuricea clavata
Lineage: Eukaryota; Metazoa; Cnidaria; Anthozoa; Malacalcyonacea; Plexauridae
Source: the annotation of a GenBank genome assembly